Homalodisca vitripennis (glassy-winged sharpshooter) is the source of this 585-nucleotide messenger RNA. Its product is annotated as putative helicase MOV-10. Bases 256 to 438 code for a protein of 60 amino acids. The transcript has 2 exons. NCBI's taxonomy places the organism in Eukaryota, Metazoa, Arthropoda, Insecta, Hemiptera, Cicadellidae. The record is from RefSeq and is a predicted model, not a curated record.
CUUUAAAAGGCGUUAGAACUGUACAUUAUAUAAAAUAUUAUAUUAAUUAAAAUUUGUAUGAUAAACUGAUGAAAUUUCUAUUUUUAACAUCAAAAUUUGCUUUUUUUUGGCUAACAGGUGAAUACAUUCCGUGAGAAAUUCUCUUCUUUAGGCUGGAAAUCAAUCGAAGUAGGCUCAGUCCACCAGUUCCAGGGCAAAGAGAAAUUGGUUGUGAUAAUCUCUACAGUGAGAUCAUCCAGUAAAAGUAAUCCUUCAAUGAAGAACUCGCUGGGAUUCCUUACAAAUCCUAAGCAAUUUAAUGUGGCAGUAACACGUGCUAGAGCCCUGCUAAUCGUAGUGGGGAACCCCUGCACACUGAGUAGAGACCGAUGCUGGAAUCAGCUGUUGACUUAUUGUCAACAGAACAGUUCAACUAUCGGUGUCCAAAACUUAUCUUAGGAUGCGGUUUGAGGUUAGUACAAUUUCAUUCACAUACAGUUAAAUAAAAACCAUACUAACAAAAUGAUAAUAAGCAUAUUUUAUAAUAGCAUUACUAGGUGUAAUUUCACUAAUAAGCAUGAGGUUGGUUUGGUCCUGAUUUCUGAA